Molecule: messenger RNA, 1355 nt
Organism: Sphaeramia orbicularis (orbiculate cardinalfish)
Lineage: Eukaryota; Metazoa; Chordata; Actinopteri; Kurtiformes; Apogonidae
Gene: apobec2a
Product: apolipoprotein B mRNA editing enzyme, catalytic polypeptide-like 2a
Exons: 4
Coding region: 74-814 (246 amino acids)
Biological process (GO): cytidine to uridine editing
Cellular component (GO): cytoplasm; nucleus
Molecular function (GO): cytidine deaminase activity; RNA binding
Source: RefSeq, a predicted model, not a curated record
UUCUGUCCUCCUGUCCUCACCUCCUGUCUCGUCUCCUGUCUGUGUCUGUGUUAUUCAUAUUCUGUCUUUCAUCAUGGCUGACAGAAGUCGUGCCUCAGUGAGAAGAAAAGAGCGAAAAGAAAAAGAAGUUGCUGAACCAACCCCAGAUGUGAAGGAGGUGAAGGCAGAAGGAGCGAAGGCUGGUAAUGCAGAGGCUGAAGCCGCGGAUGAAGCUGUAACUAAUGGACAAAAUGGAGAUUAUCAGGUGGAGCCGAUGGAACUACCUCCGUUUGAGAUUAUCACAGGGGACCGGAUAGACCCAUUUGCUUUCAAAUUCCAGUUCAAGAAUGUGGAAUAUUCCUCAGGCCGUAACAAGACGUUUCUUUGUUACCUGGUGGAUAGAGGCAAUACGAUCGAUGGUCUACUGAGGGGCUGUUUGGAGGACGAGCACACCUCGCUUCACGCUGAGGAGGCCUUUUUCACACAGUGCCUGCCUGACUACGAUCCUGCUAUCAAAUACACCAUAACCUGGUACGUCUCCUCCAGCCCCUGCUCUGCUUGUGCAGCAAAGAUCGCUGAAGUAUUGAAGGCCAGGAAAAGCGUUAAACUGAGUAUCUUCGCUGCUCGGCUGUUCGAGUGGGAGGAGCCUGAGAUCCAGGCGGGGCUGAAGGCCCUGCACGCGGCCGGCUGUAAGCUGAGGGUGAUGAAGCCGUUGGACUUCUCCUACAUCUGGGACACGUUUGUGGAGAAUGAGGACCAAGCUCUGAAUCUGUGGGAGGACUGCAAAGAAAACUAUGAGUAUUAUCAGGAAAAGCUGGCUGACAUUCUGCAGUGACCACAGCAUCCAUGAAUCCAGUCCAAACAUUUUGCACUCUGGAUCAUUUAUUUGUGAUUCAUAUUGAUGUGAUGCUUGUUCAGUGAUAGUGCUGCAUAUGCGCAACACAUCAGACAUAGAAGAAAAUCUGUGAGUGUGAGUCCAAAUGUGUCGUCCUUUAGUUUGGGUUUGGAUGUAGUAAUGAGAACAUAGGAACAUCUGGCACUGAAAAAACUGGCACCAAUAAAAGAUAUAACACCUGCACACUGACUCUACAAAACCACAAACAAACAAAUAAAUGGGGUAUAUUUUGUUUGUGGUUUGGGGUCAGUGUACAGAUGCCAGAGCUUUUUUUUUUUACUUGUCAGCUGUUUGUUUUUAGAAUAUUUUAUAAUAUUAAAAGUUAAUAGUUUUACUUUUAGAUUCAACUGGAAAAGAGUUGUAGUUACCCAGAUAUGUCAUGAUGUUUUUAUACAUACACUAGCACAAUGCUUUGGUUUUUUUAUUGACAUAUUCUACAUGCAAACACAAUAAUAAACAGCCAAAUGCCAUCACAAACUGU